Volvox carteri f. nagariensis is the source of this 1760-nucleotide messenger RNA. RefSeq lists its product as uncharacterized. Lineage: Eukaryota; Viridiplantae; Chlorophyta; Chlorophyceae; Chlamydomonadales; Volvocaceae. Gene Ontology annotation, biological process: mitotic spindle organization; protein phosphorylation; regulation of cytokinesis. Gene Ontology annotation, molecular function: protein kinase activity; ATP binding. Gene Ontology annotation, cellular component: spindle midzone; spindle microtubule; chromosome passenger complex. The annotation marks the transcript as partial. The transcript is spliced from 6 exons. The record is from RefSeq and is a predicted model, not a curated record.
CUAGCUACAUUAAGACGGGCGAUUCGGCCGUUGGACGCGCCGCGCAAGAACCGCGACUUUUCAAUAACCUUCAUUCCAAGGGCGGCGCGACACCCGCAGAAACGUUUGUCGAAGCGCAGAUGCGAGCUGCUUACUACAGAAAGUCAUCCGCUUUGCAAAGUCGCGCGAUGCGGAAGGCCGGACUUCGCGCCGCGGAACCAAAACCGCCAGCUCAGCGGGAUUUCGGCUUCCAGGACAGUCGCGGUCCCUGUGCUCCAAAUGAAGCCAGUCGAGAACGGGCCACUUGCCCUCCCGCGACCACCAAGACUCAGCGUCCUCUCGCUGUUGCUGCCCCAGGCAGCUCUGAACGCCAUACUUACCCACGAGCGACAGUGAGCCAGCCGCCCCGGCCACGUGAGAGCACAAGCACAUCAGAGCGGGACUGGAAUGGCAGUCCCAGUCCCAGUCCGGCGGCCGGUGCCGACAAACUAGGCGUCGACAUCGGGCAACUCUUCCCUGCUCCUCAAGGUUUUGCCUCGCAAUCGCCCCAAUUGCUGCAACGGCCGGCAGCUGCACCGCUCUUUAGCGCCACCGAGGCGUUCUUCCCGGUGCCUCGGAGCCCCGAGACCCCCAGACAUAGCUUUCCCUCGAAUACUAGGCCUCGUCAGUCUCCAGAUUCCCAGGCCGCCGAGCAGCAACAGCAACAGCAGGGUCAGGAGCAACGGACGUCCCUGCAGCAGCAGCAGCAGGGGCACCAACAGCAACAGGGGCAGCUGUCCCAGCAGCAGGAGCAGGUUCAUCAUCAGCAGCAGCGUACAAGGUGUGACUCUGCGCUGCCUCUUGAUGAGGGAAUGGCGAUGGAGAUGGCGGAGGUUGGCGAUGGCCUGCUCUUUCUUGCCAUGGAUGCCCCCCUGUCCUUGCUGCCCCCCGACGGCAUCUGGAGCUGCAGGGCGUACCGCGUCACGCACCAGCUGCACCGGGGUUAUGCUAGCUGCGUGUACAAGGCCAUCUGCCGCUGGUCUGGCAGCGAUGUGGUGCUCAAGGCCUACCACCUGGCUGGGCUGUCGGACUUCCUGUUGUACCAGGUGUUGAGAGAGCUGGACAUACAUUCACGACAGCGCCACGAGGGCGUUGUGAAGCUUCUUGCGGCAUUCAAGGAGGGCGAUACACUGGUCAUGGUGCUCGAGUACGCUGGCGGGGGCUCUGCGUGUCGUGUUCGUCGCAAGCUGGGCGGUCGCAUGAGCGAGUUUCAGGCCAUGCACCUGGUUCUGCUGCCGCUGCUGGGUGUGCUGAGCCACCUGCACGAACAGGGCAUCGUGCACAGGGACAUCAAGCCGGAGAACCUGCUGUUCACGGAGAGCUGGCAGCUCAAGUUGUGUGACUUCGGAGUGUCCAUCUGCCUGAGGGAGGAGAGGGCGGUCACGAGGACGGGGUCACGCGAGUACAUGGCGCCGGAGGUCAGCAUCUGCCCGCUGAAACACCUUCCCGAAGACAACAAGGACAACCUGUCGUUGGCGUACACAUCCGCCGUGGACGUGUGGUCCCUUGGUUCGCUGAUGUACGAGCUGCUGGUCGGCUUCACGCCCUUCCCUGGAGGUCCUCCCCCGCGGCGGGAGGGCGCGCGGGGCUCGGCGGGGGCGGCGCUGGCAUUCCCGACCGGAGUCAGCCAGGCGGCCAGGGCGUUUGUGAGGGACUGCCUGCAGCUGGAACCGGAGGACAGACCCACGGUUCACAAGCUGCUGGAACACGCAUGGGACUUUCCUGGUGAGGAGAGCUGUUGA